ACGCCCUUUUCUUCCCUCUCACAGCUCUCUGUGUAAAACAAGCCCUCCCUUCCGAAUCGCGUCGUGAGCUUUCCCGCUUCCGCCGGGCGCGUGGGGCCCGGGGCGUGGCAAGGGAGCCCCGCUCUGCGUUGGCGAACGGCGUGGGCCGUGACGUGACCGCGCCCUGACGUCGAGCCGACGUGUAGCACAGUCUCCCGGGAGACCGGGAAAGCCGUUCGCACUUGGAGUCGAGGUCUAGGUGAGACAGUGAAUGACUUCCUUGAGCCCCGCGGCCUACGCAGUCCCCCGGGAUGCAUUUCCGGAGUGGAGGCGUGCUGGCACCGGGGAGACGGCCGGAAAGCUGAGCCGCGGCGCGGCGGCGAGGGAAUGUGGCCCCGAGCGUCGCCUCCGCCCCCCUUUGCGGCUCCUACACAGCUUCCGCGAGCCCGCUCGGUCCAGGCGUCCUCUACUCUCCCCAAAAGCGCCGCUCGGCCUCCGCCCCGCACCCUCCUCCCUCCUCCCGCCACGGCAGGUCCCGAGGGAACAGGGUUAGAAAGGGAUAGGUUUCAAAACCCUUCCAGCAGUUUUGGCUGGCCUUGCAGUUGAUUUCUAUUUGGAAAAUCCCGCCGCUUCAGGAAUGUCUUAGAACGUGAACUCCGUUUCACCUGACCCUGACCUGCUCAUUUGCGGGUGAUUCACACCAGGGGAAGGGCGUGUUUAUGGAAGGGCCUGAAAGCUGAACGUGAGUUAAUGGCCCAACGUGACACUGCUGUGAGGAAGGGAAUCGGAAGUGAACAAGCCAGGAUGUUUCUGUCUACUGCAAUUACUAGAACCUGUCAAAUUUCCCCACUUGCUGUAAUAAGGACACAAAGUUGGAAUAGCUCUACAGAUAAAGGAGAUUAUUUUACUUCAGAACUCAUAUUUUCAGAAAUUAUGGAUCGUCACAUCCCCAUGCAUGCAUUACCUGAAGAAAUCCAAAAGAUGUCUCCUGAAGAAAAGGUUUGUAAGUACUGUGGAGUCAGCUAUCUAAUUCUUCAUGAGUUUAAGGCUAUGGAAGAAAAAGUGAAAGCAAUGGAAAAAGAGAUGAAAUUUUAUCAAGGAAGUGUAGACCGUGAAAAGAAACUUCAAGAAAAGCUGCAGUCUCUUAGUCAAGAUUUUGAACAGUAUAAAAUUGACAAUGAAUCCAAAACAGAAAGAAUUCGAGAUGUAAGCAUGCAGUUAGAAAGUCAACAAAAUGAAUUUCAGAGAGUACAGAAAGAAUUGAGUCAUUUGCAACAUGAAUUAAAAAUUAAGCAGAGACAAUCACAAGUAUUCAGUCAAAGAUUGGUGAAGUACAAAUAUUUCUGGAAUAAGACUCUUUCAUUACUUACUUUUACUAAAAGGGAGCUAACCAGUAUUAAAAAUGAAGUAUAUGAUAAUUUUCAAAACUGGACUUCACUGAAAGGAGAAGUUUUUCUACAAAUUAAAUCCAUAAGUGAAACAGCCUUGACAGAAAUAGAGAUACUAAAGAAAAGUUUGACAGUGUCCCAGAGAAAUAAGAUAUGCCUUGAAGAGGAAAUGAAAAAUCUGAAAUUGUUGUCAGAUGCAGCCAUAUUGAGGUCUCAGCAGAUUCAGACAUCCAAACAGCAGGAAGUAAACUUGCAAACCAGAUGCCAUGACUUGCAAAAAGAAGUACUAGAUUUGCAACGUCAAGUAGAGGCAGUUGGGCUAAACCUUCAGAAGGCAGUGACCAAGAUUGACAACUAUAAAGAAAAGCUCAUGAAUAAAUCUAAUGAAGCUGAUGACUGUCAAAGAGAACUUAGAAAACUGAAGUUUGAAUCCAUUAUUUCUGAGUCACGGCAUACCAGAUUGCUUAAAGAGAAAGAGGAUUCUUUAAUGGCUUGUCAACAAAUAUGUAAAACUUUACAGGAAGAACUGACUGCAAAAGAAAGGCUAGAAGAAGACAUAAGGAGAAGAAUUAAUCUUGCAGAAAAUGAACUACAGAUAACCAAAACUCUUCUGAAUCAGACAAAGGAAGAGGUUGUAACACUGAAAGAUGAAAGGGAAUUAAUGCUGAUUUCACAUCAGAAAAGCAUCAAACAGCUGCAGGAGCUUCGACAGAAGCUGCUGAACGAUGACAACUGGAGAGAGAAGAUUGAAGCUGAGCUGGCCAAGGAAAGAGCCCGACAUUUAGUUGAAUUUGAGGAGCAAGCUCUGCUUUUUAAGGAAGAAGCUAAACUAGAACUUGAUAUUGAAAAGGAAAAACACCAAGAAAUAAUCCAAAAGUAUAAGAAAGAACAAGAGGAAUUGCAAACGAAGAUAUCUGACUUAAUCGCAGGCGCUACUAGAGAGCUGAGGCUGGAAGUGGCCACUCUUGAAGAAAAACUCCGUGACUCUUGUAUACGAUAUACUGAAGAUUCUGAGUCAAAGGAGAAAGAAAUCGAAAACCUUAAAAAUUUGGUUGCAGAAUUUGAAUCCCGCUUGAAGAAGGAAAUUGAUAGUAAAGAUUCUGUUUCAGAGGACUUGAGGAAGGAAAUGCAGCAGAAGUCAGAGGAGCUAGAGAGAGCAGUGCUGGCGCAAGCACAGCUGAUACAGCAGUUUAACCAGUCCCAGGAGCAGAACACUUUUCUUCAGGAAACAGUGCGCAGGGAGUGUGAAGAACGCUUUGAACUGACAGAGGCUUUGAGUCAAGCCAGAGAACAGCUUCUGGAGCUCAGGAAGCUCAGUGGAAGUUCACCUUUGUCACGGUGUUCCCUUCACCAGGGCAGCCUCACCUCGUCCGCUGCCGUGGUCAGUCACCAGGGAGAGAGAAUCCUUCCGAGCCCGAACUCUGGAAAAGGAAUCAAAAUCCCCAGCCUGCAUGGAGUGUCAAAACCCACCGCUUCCCCAACCUUGGCUCAGUCCAAAAGGGUCAGCAGCUCAGGUUUGCCCACUGUCCCCCAGCCCCAUCCUCCCAGGGGUGGAGCAUCUUCGGUAAAUGAGACCAGACGGAGACUGGCUGUCAUUCUGCGGAGGAGACUGAGUCAGCAGUGACUGAUCCAGUCGAGAGCAGUUCCAGGCAGCACGCCUGGUCUUCCCCAGCCCGCCAGAGAUGCGCUGUGAGUGAGGAUGACAAAGGUCAAAUUAUUAUCACAGAUCAAGAAUGCAUGUUUAUAGAUAUCUUUAAUAGGGUAAUAGGAGAAACUAGGAUUUGUGAAGCCACAUUUUCUAAGAGACCUUUGAAAUUGCCACAGAUAAUGAAGUUGUUGAUAUUCCAGAGGGCCAAUUUCUCUAUUUCUAUAUUGCAUGUUUAGAUAUGUUCUAUGACUAUGCCCUUUUAGAGAUCAUAGGUAAAAAUUUUCACUCAUAGCAUCUUUGCUAUUUUUUUUUGCACCAUUACAAGCAGAUAUAUUUCCACAAAAAACAGAUUGUCUUGGUUCUGUUGGUGUUUGUUCCUUUGUUUGUUGAGCUGAAUGGGUUAAAUAGAUG
Ailuropoda melanoleuca (giant panda) is the source of this 3426-nucleotide messenger RNA. RefSeq names its product leucine, glutamate and lysine rich 1 (gene LEKR1). Lineage: Eukaryota; Metazoa; Chordata; Mammalia; Carnivora; Ursidae. The record is from RefSeq and is a predicted model, not a curated record. The transcript has 15 exons. The coding region runs from base 730 to 2991 and encodes 753 amino acids.